Messenger RNA from Macadamia integrifolia, 1340 nucleotides. RefSeq lists its product as uncharacterized. Lineage: Eukaryota; Viridiplantae; Streptophyta; Magnoliopsida; Proteales; Proteaceae. The transcript is spliced from 4 exons. The record is from RefSeq and is a predicted model, not a curated record. Bases 291 to 998 code for a protein of 235 amino acids.
GGUGGAGACCGAUGGACCCUUGGUCUUUCUUAUUUUCCAUCUAAUUCUUGACGUGGUAGGAGCGUAAUUCUGUAGAAAAUGAGGUUCAAAACCAAAGCUUCUGUCUCGCUCAUCAUAGUUGCUGUCUGAGAACGACCCAACGUUGGCAUCUUAUCCUUCAGUGCUUACUUCUGGUUUUUUUGUUUUUGGGCCUUUAAAGAAUAUUUCGAUUUUCUCUUACUCUUACGGUCUUACCUGCUUUGAGUCACGUUUGCUCUUCCAAGUAGCAGCAGACGACCAGUAGAGAAGAGAUGGCGAUUCAUAAACCAAAGCAGGGAUUUCUGAUAUUACUUUCAGCUUUGUUUUCUGUUUGCAACCUAUGGAUGAUCCACGCGCAGGUCUCGAUCCCUGCCAAGUUUGAUGGAUUCGUGUACAAGAACAGCCUGCCUCAUGCGGAUACUAUAAUGAUCGAAGCGUUCUUCGACCCUGUCUGCCCGGAUACUAGGGACUCUUGGCCUCCGUUGAAACGGGUUGUCGACCACUAUGGCCCUCGACUUUCACUUGUCGUUCAUCCCUUCUCGUUACCUUAUCAUGAUAAUGCUUUUGUUACUAGCCGUGCUCUUCACAUUGUGAAUAAGCUGAAUGCCUCUGCCGUUUACGACUUGUUGGAGCAGUUCUUCAAGCAUCAGGAGAAGUUUUACAAUCAGCAAACCAUUCAAAUGUCUAGAGCUUCUGUUGUGGAUCAAAUUGUGAAGUUCGUAACUAAAGUUGUUGGGGACGACUCAUUAUCUGCAGUUGCAUCUAGCUUCAAUGACAGAAGUACUGAUCUUGCAACUAGGGUUUCCUUCAAGUAUGGAUGUUCGAGAGGGGUGGCAGGGACACCUUCAUUCUUUGUGAAUGGAUUUACACUGCCCAGUGCUGGUUCGGCUCUGGACUAUAAUGGAUGGAGAAGCAUCAUUGAUCCACUGAUCAGUGCACAGCACAAGUCGGGGAAUGAAACUUCACAUUUCUUCUUAUGAAGAUGACUCAUGCAUGCCAGGCAUCUCCUCUUCUUGAUUAUACUCUUAUCUCCAUUGGGAUACCAGGAAAAGGCUUCACAUCUAAAUCCACUUGAAAUUUUGGAUAAAUCAUAAUACAUCAUAGAUGUAAACAUAAGCCUGGAAAAAUAAGAAGUAAACUGAUGGUUUAUCCUGCAUACAUACUACAGUAAAUAUACUUUUCUUGGGGGAGAGGGGGUGUUUCUUAUAAUGACUUAUACAUGGAUGUGUAUAAUGCUCAAUUUGUAUACCUGUUUCAAAAAGAUAGCUCUUCCAGCUGAGGAUCAUCAAAGAAUUGAAAGAAUCACCUAUUUACAUUUGUAA